AUGGAGGACUUUGGAAACCAGGAUCAGAAUGACAAAUAUAACAUACUUUUAUCACCAUUUGCCAGUGGUUGGUCGGUGUGGAGUGAAUGGAGCCUGUGCAACGAGGAAGACACACAGUUCCGCAGUCGCCGAUGUGAAACUCUGAGUCCAGGGGCAAUGCAAUGUGUGGGGAACGGCACCCAGUUUCGGCCGUGUCUCUAUAAUGAAAUUCCAGUGAUCCAAUCAGCUAUUGGGAGUGAUAGCAGCUGUGGAGCCUUUAGUGUCUACCACCUGAUUGCCACUGGAGUUUCCUGCUUCCUGGGUGCUACCCUCAUCACCCUGCUAAUCUAUGCGUACUGCCAGCGAUGUCACAGACAAUCUCAGGAGUCCACUGUCAUUCACCCGACCACUCCCAACCAUCUGAAUUACAAAGGAAGCAGUCAGGGUAACAAGAAUGAACUGUACAAUCCAAUGGAAAUCAAGACGCUGAACAAAAACAAUUUGAUUCCUGAUGACCGAAGCAACUAUUUCUCCUCCCUGCAGCAGACCAAUGUGUACACCACAACGUACUACCCCAGCACCCUGAAUAAAUAUGACUACCGACCUGAAUCCUCAUCCGGUAGAACCUACACCUAAGACGCUCCAAGUGGACUUCUCCUGGAAAGAAAUCAGAAAAGGACUCUGCUCACCCAGUCCCCGGCACACCGCGAGUGAACCUGUAACCAUAGCAACCACCCGUAGUCGAGUCAUAACCAGUCCAAAUUUCGUGGAGUCAGUCCUUCAUUAAAAGAUUUGCACUUCUUCGAAGCCCACAGGUCAGCCAUCGAGACUUGUUUAUGACUUAAAAGAAACUUCGUCAGCUACGGAUUUUGUGUUUUCUUCUUCUUCCGUCAUGGACCCCCUGACAAGAAAGACUGAGCGAUGCUUCAUUUUUAUUUUGCGGGGAGGGGGAUAAAGAAAGACAUUGGCGGAGACAAGAUGGCCGCUGCAGUGGCCAAACAAGACAGGUAGUUGCCACCCAGCGAUGUGUCACCUCUUGUGAAACUAGAUUUGCUGAGGAUUUCUUCACAUUGGCACUACAGGUGGCUCUCAGAAUGUGACCGUAGCAUCUAGGUAUCAGAAAUACUCCUGCGCUACUGAGGAAUCGUUAUUUUUUAUUGUCAUUUGAAAGUUUAUGUCCUUCUUCUCUGUUACCCACCCCCAACCUCCACUUCGGUAUUAAUUUUCAGAUGUGGAACCUAACAUUGGCAAAAUGUAGCCGUAUUUACAGAAACCGUCUGUUUGGUUUAAUAGCUCCAUUACUCCAUUUUAUUUGCUGCACCCAAACCUCCCGCCACUCUAUUUCAUUCGUCAACAGUUCAAAAAAAAACACAUCGAAAUGUUCUUUAUUUUUUUAAAUUGAUUUUUUUCUUAUUGUGCUCCUUGCCUCGUUUUCAGGCUCGUUUCAUUGUUUCUACUACUUCUGUCCCCGUGUGCAUUCCCAGGAUUGGCAUUUUGGCACUUCCCACUGAUUGGUAAAAUUUGCAAAGUGGUUAACCGACAGAUGGUGAACAGAGAGGCUAACAAUGGUCCUAUUUACGGUUAAUGGGGACCAGGUUUAUUUGAGUGCAAAAUCCAGCAAAAAAACUGUUAAAUUAAUUUGGGCGCAGCCCUCUGGUGAUUCAACUCUGUUCAUUCAAUGCACCCUGGUUUGGAUAUGCUUCAUAUUUUUAUAAUCAGCAGAUUUAAGUUGCUAUUUCACCAUAAUUUCAUCUGCUCCAUUGGAAUCUGUAUCUCAAAGGAAUUAUUCUAAAGUGCAAGAAUGUUAGUGAAAUGGGAAAAGGAACCAUUUGUUGCAGCGACAGAGAAUUCUUCAAAUGUCAGUGUAGCUAAAAAUGAGAUUGUCCUGGUUGUCCUCCCUGUAUUCUCCUUAGCUUCUGAAUUGUCCCAACACAACUGUCCGAUCCUUUACAAAGAGAGCACCAGAGUGAACAACAAGAUGUUGGCUAUAUUUAGGGUAAGGGCUUAUUGAGGAUUCUUUGAGAUGGUAAGGCCCAGGUAUGUUGUUUUCAGUGUGAGCUGGGAUUUGUCCUCAUCCUCCCCGAGAUGCUUCGAUAGUGAUGCAGAAAAAUCAAAAACCUUCCCUUUAUUCCUUCGUCGCUCUCAUCCUGAUGAGCUCAGCUGAACAAGAGUUCUGUUGAAAGUUUACUGAAAGUCAUUUCGGGAGCUGGACAGUGUCUUGAGCUCUGACUAAAACCUCCCAAGUAAAAAGAGAAAUUUUGCUUCUUAACCUGUGGCUAAUGCUCUCGCAUAUCAGAUACCACUUCGACCCCCUGUGGCAUGUUACCUGUGUUUGAUGCCUGUUGGGUUACAGUUGGAAGCUUUGCCAAUGUUAUAAUGGUGUAACUGACCAACACUGAGAGGGGAUGCCAGUCAGUCCUUCUUUCUACAGGAAUCUCUGCUGCCCCUUACGUUUGAGCCUGAAUUUCUGGUCAUCCAUUACAAUGUAAACCAAUUCUCACAUAACGAAUCAACCAACUGGGUUCUCGUGAAGAGGAGAGUUCUUAAUUUUCCCAGAUGAUGACGACGUGUUUACACAUGGGAAGGCAGCUAUAAAGUUACCUGCACCAAGGUACACGUAAAAAGCUAAAAGAGUUGUUUGCCAACCGUGAUGGCUUAUUCCCUCUUAACAAAAACACCUGCGUUUUAUACCAUAGCUGUUAGAUUUCCAAGUUGGAUUUUUCUCGCAUGGCUGUGAUCUGCUGGCAGUACUUGCACAAGAUACAAAAAGAUGUAUUAAGGGGAAUUUGUUCGGUGAAUCUGCCCUAGACUGCACAUAAAUGCCAUUUUGAAGUAACCUGAGCCAAGGAACUAUCAAUGCAGAUGAGAAGCUAAACCUCACAUCAAUGUUUUCAAGACUGUAGAUUGCCUCACCCCAACCAGGCUCCCAUCUUAUUUCCGUAAGUCUGUCCAUCCCCACAGUCCUGUGCACUCCUCCAUCUCUGGUCUCCAGUUGCGUUCCCUUUGAUAGUCUUUUCAUCUUUGUAGGACAUGCCUGCAGUUGCCUGGGCCUUAAGCUACUCCUCACUUCUUUGUUUCUCCCCCUCUCUUCCUUUAAGACACUCCUUAAAGUCUACCUCUUUGACCAUAAUAUAGUCAUCUGACCUACUGCCUCCUUACGUGACUCAAUGUCAAAUUUUGUUGUGAUAACACUCCCAUUGAGUGGCUUUGGAAGUUUUAUUUUUUGGCAAAUGUGCUAUGUAAAUGUAAGUUGUUGUACUGAAGUGGAAAUAUUUUUCCCAUCAUUGUCCUACUUUUCCUGGAUUAUCAGGAACUGUGAACUGCUGCCUCUAAGUAGAACAUGGAUUGUGUAAAGUGAGUAUUAACAUAGUGCAAGACUGUGAAAUA
Molecule: messenger RNA, 3366 nt
Organism: Rhincodon typus (whale shark)
Lineage: Eukaryota; Metazoa; Chordata; Chondrichthyes; Orectolobiformes; Rhincodontidae
Product: semaphorin-5B-like
Exons: 5
Coding region: 1-615 (204 amino acids)
Source: RefSeq, a predicted model, not a curated record